Messenger RNA from Trypanosoma theileri, 1008 nucleotides. Its product is annotated as phosphoglycerate mutase. Gene Ontology annotation, molecular function: phosphatase activity. Bases 1 to 1008 code for a protein of 335 amino acids. The transcript has a single exon. Lineage: Eukaryota; Euglenozoa; Kinetoplastea; Trypanosomatida; Trypanosomatidae. The record is from RefSeq and is a predicted model, not a curated record.
AUGUUUCGUUGGACUCUACAGCUUGCCUGCAGGAAUAAGAAACUAAAAGAUGUGGGUGGUAUACUGGCUGGAGAGGGAAGUACAAAACGAACAGAUGCAACUGAUGUUUUCGCGAGCGCAUCAUCUUCUGUAGAUUUAGAGAAUGCGGCGAUUGUCACGCAUACAGAGCGUGAUAACAACGGCAAGAUGUCUAUUACUAUUCGCAGUGGCGGUAGUCGCCGAGCACCAAAGAUUCCAACACAGACUGCUGAGCCGGUGAAGCGUAUAAUGUUUGUGCGCAGCGGUAAGAGUCUGGCAAAUGUGGAUAUAGGUACAUACGUGACAACGCCGGAUUGGCGUAUUCCAAUAGUGCAGGAGGGUGUAGAGGAGAGUUACCGUGCUGGACGGCGUGUAGCGGAGAUUGUGGGAAAUGAGCCUGUAUAUUAUUACUUCUCACCAUACCUGCGGUGCCGACAGAGUUUUAAGCAUCUCCUGCGCGGCUUUGAUGAUUAUAGGACAGAGAAUCAAAUGGAGGGAGAACAUAUUGUUGGGGUACGGGAGGAUGUACGACUUCGUGAUGGGGAUAUUGGUCGAUAUAAGACACGGGAGGAGGUCUUACAACACCUGCAGGAACGAGAGGUGUAUGGAAAGUUUUAUUAUCGUUUUCCACACGGUGAGAGUGGCGCGGAUGUCUGUGAUCGCGUUACGAGUUUUCUUGACGCCUUUCAACGAGAGCGUCUUGAUUUCCCAAUGGACACCAAUGUUGUCAUUGUUACUCAUGGUCAAACCAUACGUAUGUUUGUGAAGCGGUGGUUUCAUCUCACGGUGGAUACAUAUCAUUCAAUGGUAUCACCACCAACAGGGUCUAUAAGUACACUAACACGGAUGCAUCAUCGCAGUUGUUUCCGUUUAGAUAAUCAAUGCGUGGAAUUGAUGGAAUUACCGUUAUCAUUAAAUGAAUACAAUGGGUAUAAGUACCGCAACAAACAAUUGUUGGGGUCAAUGAGUACUGGAGCUCCUUUCAUGUAG